Messenger RNA from Ictalurus punctatus (channel catfish), 2463 nucleotides. RefSeq names its product B-cell receptor CD22. The transcript is spliced from 10 exons. Bases 280 to 2037 code for a protein of 585 amino acids. NCBI's taxonomy places the organism in Eukaryota, Metazoa, Chordata, Actinopteri, Siluriformes, Ictaluridae. The record is from RefSeq and is a predicted model, not a curated record.
CUGUCAAAGAGCAAAAGCAGUGGUCAACACUCUCACAGACAAUACCACUUGUUCAGUUUUCUCACUUUCAGAUCCGAUUUUGCCAUCAAAUGUGUUUUAGUGUUCAACAGCUGCACUGAGGAAGAAAAAAAAAACCAAAAAACCACAUGCAAAAUGACAAUGUUUUAGGCAAAGAGGAACUGUCCUGGGAGGAUAUAGGGUGCGGUUUGUUUCAGAAACUUAGGAGCCUGCUGGCACAAACAGGUCUGCACAGUAGGAGAGUAAGGCUAGCCUCCAGUAAUGGAUAUAUUUGGGACACUCACUCGGCUCUUCAUUGCAGUUGCACUGCUUGGUGAUGUGUGUCACUGCUGGGAAGCGUACGUGCAGGGACCAGUCAAAGCCGUCAGGGGCAGCUGCGUGUUGGUGCCGUGCAACACUGUAACUUACACGAAUGUCAAGUGGUACGCAUAUAGAAGAAUGAGCUACCCAGUUGUGUACUCCAACGACCGCAGCGAGAUAAUGGAUGAGUUUAAAGGAAGGACAUCAGUCCCAAAUGCACUAAACGGAAACUGCACUUUAAAGAUUGACAACGUCCGGCAACAAGACAGCGAGGUGGACCUGUACGUAUGGAUCUGGAAAUAUGGUGGGGAAGAUAAAGGAUUUUAUGACAGAACCAUCAAAAUAAAUAUAUUGGAUCCCGUGCGACCUCAUAUGUCUGUGGCCAACACACAGGUCGAGGGGAAGCCUUUCACCGCAACAUGCAGAUUCCGCCAUUCCUGCCCCUCAGCUCCACCACAGAUGUCCUGGCAGGGUUUGAGUUCCACUUCUAAUGUAUUGACCCACAGGAAGGACGUGGAGGGAUUAUGGGAAACUGAGGCCACUGCUACGUUCAGAGUAACUCGCCAAAACCAGGGCGCACGUCUCAGCUGCAGGACCGUUCUCAGUGGACAAACUUUAGAGAGUGGUUCCGUUUCGCUCGACAUCUCAUACGCUCCCACAGAUGUGAAAAUAGAUUACAUAGGACGUACCAGUGUAGUUGAGGGUGAGAAGAUCUCACUUCAAUGUACUAGCAAGGGCAAGCCUCAACCCACUGCCUAUGAGUGGCUCGUCACCCAAAACAGCAACACUAUCCGCCUCAAAGGAAGUACUGUCCUCCUUCAAGAUGUCAGACGACGCACGUCCGUUUCCUGCAUCGCCACUAACUCCGUCGGACAUGGUGAAUCAAAGCAGCUAUCACUGGAUGUCCAUUAUGCCCCCAUGGAUGUGAAAGUAGAUUACACAGAGAACACCACGGUGCUCGAGGGUAACGAGAUCUCACUUAGAUGUGUCAGCGAUAGCAGGCCUACACCCACACACUAUGAGUGGCUCGUCACCCAGAACAACACCACCAGGCACUACAAAGUACGUACUCUUGUCCUUCGAGAUGUGAGAAGAGACACGUCGGUCUCCUGCAUCGCCACUAACACCAUCGGACGCGGUGAAUCAAAGCAGUUAUCGCUCAAUGUCCAUUAUUCUCCAUCGAUCGUGCAAGGCUUAUUUUGCUCCAUGCAGAACAGAAAACUACAGUGUGUGUGUCAAGCAGAGGCCAAGCCAAGUGCUGUCAUCUCUUGGACCGUAGAUGGCAGCAGUGAGGUUUUUCCACCCUUCAACACCACGACUCAGCACAAUGGAAGCAUGACGGUGUCAGAGUUGACUGGACCGCAGGGCCACAACGUCACCUGUAUGGCGACAAAUGUUGUGGGCUCCGAAUUUACCCAGAUACUUGUCCAGUCUGAAGGGGAUACUUCAGCAGUGUUUGCGGUGGUUGGGGCGUCUGUCGGGGUGUGCGUCAUCUUAGGACUUGCUGUGACAGUGCUCAUGAUUUGGAAAAAGAGACGCCAUGCAGUGCCACGUGGAGGUCUCUCCACUGCCCAGCAUGUGACGGCUAAUAAAACGUGCCAUGACUACAGUUUGGAGUCAGAUGAAGACCUGUAUGUUAACGCAGUGCACGGUCAACAGGUUUAUGAAGAUCAGGACGCAGAGUCCUGUAUCUACCAGAAUUAUGAUAAAAGUUCCUGAAUCAUGAGGAAUCAACAUGGCAAUGCAUUUAACUGAGAACUUUUCCUUCACUGACGCAGUGGUCAUUUUAAAAUAGCUGAACUGAACAUUAAUUACAUUUACUUUCACACUGUACAAACUGUAUAUAUAUAUACAUAUACAUAUGUAUAUAUGUAUGUAUAUAUAUAUAUAUAUAUGUAUGCAGAGCACAGACUUUAUUUAUUAAUAUAUAAUACAUAAGCAGGCUUUUUGUAUUCAUUCAAUUGUAACUUUUGAGUAUGUACUUUUAAGUAUCUAUUUUUGUAUAUAUGAUAAAACCUGAAAUGAAGUAUCGUUAAACAAAGAACGGCUCUCUUGUCUUAACACGAAUACAGAGAGGGGGAAAAAUACUAACGCUGUACUGAACCAUGUCUUAUUUGAACUGAAUUAAAACACCACUUUAAGAUC